CGUCUAAUUUCCAAGGAAUUUUCUCUGUCGCCCACCUCCAAUGUGUUCGUGCACUUGGCGUUUUUUAACAUUCUCAACAAGUUUCAUGAUUGAUCAAAAAAAUCGACGCUAUCGAUUGAAGUCGUGAAAAUCAUAAUAUUCAAUCGGUGAAUUACUCGUUGAUCAAUCGAGGCUUCAAAAUAAUGAGCAAAUCAAGAACUGGAAAAACAGCCGCCGCGUGUACAGCGGUGGCGUUUAUUUUGGUUGUAAUCGCGUUCACCACACCCAACUGGCUUGAGACUGAUGGUCAACUCGAAGAUCCAAAAUUUGUUAAAAUUGGACUAUGGCAAGUUUGCUUUCAAGGUUUUCAAGACCCUCAUCACUUUUAUGACACACGAUUUUAUGGGUGUUGGUGGGUGUUCGAAGAGGAAUACUACAUAAUCCACGACAUCCUGUUGCCAGAUUUCUUUGUGGCAACACAAUUCUUUUUCACUCUGUGUCUAACGUUGUUGCUGGUCGGAGGUUUUCUAACGGCGUUAUACACCUGCUGUUCUCGCCAUCACGAGAAAUAUUUAUUGCUGUUAUGGGCGACAGGAGCGAAUUUGACGCUUUCAGGAAUUUGUGGAAUAAUAUCUGUCAUAAUAUUCGGAGCAAGAGGAGACGGGCGUGACUGGAUGCCCAAUUGGGAGCACAACAAUAUUAGCUGGUCUUAUGCGCUCGCAGUCAUCGGAAGUUUUAUUCUCGUUGCUGCUGGAAUUCUCUUCCUGGUUGAAGGGAGAAGACAUCGUAAAAAGACAGAACGAAUACUUGGUGAAGAACUGAAAACUCACACAACUAUAUAGGCUAUAUAUUUCUUUCAAUAGUUAUCAAAAAAACAUUCAAGCUCAAUGCGGAUUUUAGAAAUCGAUAAAUUACAAUUUUCUCCAGUUCAUUGAUCAAUCGGAAGUGAUAAAAUCAUUUGUAAUCACUCUGUUCGUUGAUCAUUUUUAAAAAACUUGACUAACAUUUUAUGAAUUGAGAAAUUACAAAUUUUUUAAUUUUUUUAAAUACUUAUACAUUUUUUUAAUUUUCUACUCAUCGAGAGAAAGUUUCAUCACCGUUCCGCUCUUAAUGAGUUUUAAUCAAGUUCUCCCACGUAUACACCGCCACUCUAAUGAAUUCGUUUAUUGUUUGCUCAUUUUUCACAAAGACCGACCAUUGAUCGUGCACGUUUCGAAUAUUUUUCAAACUUGUUGCAUUUCUUAAAUCCAAACUUUCUAUUGAUGCACUCUCUUUACUCCAUUUAUCAAUACUCGGGACCUCGAAAGGAAGAAAAAUUAGUUUCAUGAUGAGUAGGUGAAACAUUACUGAAAGAGAAAAUCGUAAUAAAUAGGGUUUUCCGUGGUCUUUAAGAGAGAACAAAGUAUGGGAAAGGUGUAAAAUGAAAGUAUUCACCAUUUAUAUAUGUAUGAUAUACGCAUAUAUAUUUUUUUUUGUGGCUAACCCUGACCAUUACGACUCGAAUUGUAUAUACGAACUUGUAAUUUUUAACAAAGAUUUUCUCAUGAAACUUCGACAAUCGCGAUAUUACUCGUCCCAUUAUAAAGGACAAUUUUUAAAUGUUCAUUUCAAGUCAUUCGUUUCAACAUUGUUAAACGAGAGUUUACCAGAGGUUCGUUUUUAAUGAGACAAGAUAAGACGUAAGGCGCAAAACUCGAAUCCGUCCAAUAUAAAAUAAUAAGAAUUAUAUAUUAUUAUUAUUAGUAUUAGUAUUAUGUAAUGUUGAUUCAACGUAAAAUGCAAUCGUAACAUGUGUAAAUAACUACAAAAAUGCAUGUAGAUAAUAUCCGAGAAGCUGAGGUGCCUUGAAAACACCAAUAAACGAGUUAUAUAUUUAA
This is a messenger RNA of Venturia canescens, 1856 nucleotides long. It is a transcript of the gene kune, whose product is annotated as kune-kune. The transcript has 2 exons. The coding region runs from base 183 to 821 and encodes 212 amino acids. The record is from RefSeq and is a predicted model, not a curated record. NCBI's taxonomy places the organism in Eukaryota, Metazoa, Arthropoda, Insecta, Hymenoptera, Ichneumonidae. Gene Ontology annotation, cellular component: membrane; septate junction. Gene Ontology annotation, biological process: septate junction assembly; regulation of tube size, open tracheal system.